GGCUACUUCCGCAAGAGUAGCCUAAGCACUAAAUAGAUAUAGUCGUUAGCAGGUUAUUGCGACAACGGCACUGUACGCAGAGAGAGGACUUACACUUACACCAAGCCUUUCCUUUUUGCAUAAGUGUAAGCGCCGCUGGGACAUUUCUGUCUGUUCUGCAGUGUCUCUAACAAGCUGUUGCCUGCGGAGCAUGGAGAUGGGACCCGAGGAGGGUGAGUUAGGGGGGGAUAGCGACUCCGUGCCCUACCAGAAAAGAAUGUGGAAGCAAUUUCAGGCGAAAUCCAAACCCUUUAUGAGCAAUAAACUUGCCUCAAGUCGCGGCGAAGGAAAAAAAGAGGGAGGUAGCUGGCUGUUUAAGAAGAAAAAACAGCAUCAGAACGCCCUGGUGCGAACGCUGUCCUCCUCGCAACCCAACCUGCACACUUUAGGAUCACUGCGUGACGGUGAGGAAGACAAGCCCCCCCGUUGCGGCACAACAGACCCGCGCAUCCGCAAGGCACGGGCAGCGAUGCACGGAAACACUGCGGGGGCAGAGAUCGCUAAACAGCCGGUGAUGGCGAAACAGAGUAGCCCAAAGCCCACCGUGUCACAUUUGGUGCAAUCACACCAUAAGAGCUCCUCUCUCGGCUCAGCUUGCCUUGAGACGUUGCGGAAGGACCCCGUGGUCAAAGAUGGGGAGAGACAACAGCUGGAUGACAUGGAAUCGAGUAUCCAUGCCCCAGGGCAGCCCUCUGCGACCCCCGCCCUGCCCUCCUCUGGUUUGUUCCAGCUGGACAUCACGCUCAAGAAGGGCAACAACCUGGCCGUACGGGACAGAGGAGGAACCAGUGAUCCGUAUGUGAAGUUUAAGUUGGCCGGUAAAGAGGUGUACCGUAGCAGAACCAUCCACAAGAACCUCAACCCCGUAUGGGAGGACAGAGUUUGUCUCAUAGUGGAUAGCCUGCAUGAGCCACUUUAUAUCAAAGUGUUUGACUACGACUUUGGUCUUCAUGAUGAUUUCAUGGGCUCAGCCUAUCUUUACCUGGACACUCUGGAACAGAACAGGCCUCUGGAUGUGACUCUGGACCUGAGGGAUCCCCAUCACCCUCAGCAGGACCUGGGUACUCUGGAGCUGAUGGUCACUCUGGGCCCCAAAGACAAACCCAACAGCGAAUCGACAGCAGGACUCAAAACUCAUCGGUGGAAGCCUUAUGUCGCUAAAACAAUGCUUCUCAGGAGGAGCUGGAAGAGAUCCAGCAAGACUCAGCAGCAGAGUCUCCGUCUGUCAGACCUGCACAGGAAGUCUCAGCUGUGGAGCGGCAUUGUGAGCAUCAGCCUCAUCGAAGGUCGCGACCUCAUUCCCAUGGACCAGAACGGCCUCAGUGACCCUUACGUCAAGUUCCGCCUCGGACACCAGAAGUACAGGAGCAAGACCAUGCCAAAGACACUGUGGCCCCAGUGGAGGGAGCAGUUUGACCUGCACCUAUAUGAGGAGGAGACCUAUCUACUGGAGAUAGCAGUGUGGGACAAGGACACUGGCCGACGAGACGACUUCAUUGGACGGUGUGAUCUGGACCUGUCCACUCUGAGUAAGGAGCGCACUCAUAAGCUAGAGCUCCCCCUAGAGGAGGAGAAGGGUAUGGUGGUGCUGCUGAUCACCCUGACUGCCUCUACUGCCGUGUCCAUCUCAGACCUGUCCGUCAACAUGCUGGACGACCCUCUCGAGAGGCACCAGAUCAACAAGAGAUAUGGUUUUCUGCGGUCCUUUACAAACCUGAAGGAUGUGGGGAUUGUCCAGGUGAAGGUGCUGCGGGCAGAGGGACUACUGGCUGCGGAUGUCACUGGGAAGAGUGACCCUUUCUGUGUGGUGGAGCUGUGUAAUGACCGGCUGCAGACUCACACCGUCUACAAGAACCUCAACCCGGAGUGGAACAAGGUCUUCACCUUUAAUGUAAAAGACAUCCAUUCUUUGCUAGAAGUUUCAGUAUAUGAUGAAGACCGCGAUCGCAGUGCAGAUUUCCUGGGCAAAGUGGCCAUUCCUCUGCUGAGUAUCCACAACGGCGAACAGAAGGCCUACGUCCUGAAGAACAAGGAGCUGACAGGGCCAACAAAGGGGGUCAUCUUCCUCGAAAUAGACGUCAUCUUCAACUCCGUGAAGGCCAGUUUGAGGACAGUGGUGCCGGCUGAAAGGAAAUACAUUGAGGAGGAACAAAAAGUCUCCAAGCAGCUGUUGCAGCAGAACUUCAGCCGAGUGAAACGUUGCAUCAUGUUCCUCAUUAGCGUGGGCACCUACAUCAACAGCUGCUUUGAGUGGGAGUCCCCACAGAGAAGCAUCCUCGCCUUUCUGUUAUUUGUGCUGGUGGUCUGGAACUUUGAGAUCUACAUGGUUCCUCUCUCUCUGCUGCUGCUGCUGUCGUGGAACUACUUCCUGUUGGCGUCGGGGAAGAAGAGUUGUGAUGGAGAUGUGGAAGCAGUGGAGGACUUCCUGCAGGACGAGGAGGAGGAGUUUGACAGAGAUGACAAGGACUCAGAGAAGAAGGGCUUCAUGGACAAGCUGUAUGCCAUCCAGGAUGUGUGUGUGAGUGUGCAGUCGGCUCUCGACGAGGUGGCGUCCUACGGCGAACGGAUAAAGAACACCUUCAACUGGACGGUGCCUUUCCUAAGCUGGCUGGCCAUCGCCUCCCUGAGUGUGGCCACGGUCAUCAUCUACUUCAUCCCCCUCAGAUAUGUGGUGCUGGCCUGGGGUGUCAGCAAGUUUACGCGCAAGCUGCGCGACCCCUACAUGAUUGACAACAACGAGCUGUUGGACUUCCUGUCCCGAGUGCCCUCCGACGUGCAAGUGAUUCAGUUUCGAGAGUUAAAGCUGGAUCCAUCACAAAGCCCCAGCAAACGGAAGCGAACCAACCCAGGCUAGACUGCGUUUAAAAAAAAAAAACCCUGAGUGUGGGUUUUUGUUUGUUUCAUUUCUUUUCAAACGUAGAGCACAGCUCAUGUAAAUUCAACUGUACAUACUGUAAAGACUAUAUACAUCUGUAAAAUUGUACACUCUGUAAAAAAGCACUCUGUUAUGGUAGCAGUGUCCCAGGCAUAGCACAGGGGAUAGUCUAUAGGAAUGCCUCAGUAGCUUUGAAUAAAAACCUCGUAUCCCUUUUUUCCCUCCCUUUUUGAAUGACCAGUGCCCUUCCAUCUGUACAGCUAAUUCACACAUCCAUGGGGUCACCUUUGUAAUCUUUUUUAUAUUAUUACACCAGAUGUCACACAGAUAGUCUUACAUGGAUGAAUAAUUUUUGAAUCUGUACAUCUCACUCCUGACAAAAGAAAAGAACGUGUCACGAAAGUUAUGAAAUUCAAGAUCAAAUUUAAACAGUUGUCGUUACCACUUAUUGUUUACCAUGAGAUAUCAAAAGUACUUGAUGGCAAAGCUAUUUGAUUCAAUUCUCCCUCCCAAGCUUUGUUUUCUGAUUGGUCUUUGCACGUGCUAGGUUUACGCCCUGUUUAAAUACAAGUGUUACUUAAUCUCACAUAUGGAUAGACCAUCCGUAUGGUAAAUGGCUCAAACAAUGCUAUGCCUAUACCCAUUUAGCCAUUUAUUUAUUAUUACCGAUUCUUAUUUGUUGUGAAGCCCAGCAUAUCUUUUGUAUUUAUGCACCAUUGUUAUAAUAAUCUACCAGUUAAACUGUACUGAGGCGUUUUUGCCAUGUGUAUAUAUAAUCGUAGUGGUAGUCUGCAUUUACCGACGAUACUGCAUGCUGCAUGCAGUUUGUUGUGUGCAUGACCCGAAGGAAAAAGUUUUCUUCCUCUCCGAAGGAGCGCUGAGAGGGGAGAGACGAGUGAAGGACCUUUGGGUGGAUCGAUCCUCGAGAUCCCCCCCCCCCCCCCCCCCCCCGUCUGCCCCUCUCUGUGACGUGCGAGUUGAUGCACUGCGGUGCUCGCGGCUCUGUAACCUGUGUUUGUAAAGAUAAAAAUUGUGUCGACCGUGAGAAUGUCCAUGUUUGAUCUCUAAAAGCCCCCCCCCCCCCCUGUCAUCAGAAGAGGACUGGUCUGUGGACUUUUGUUACGACGUCCCACUGUUCUAAAGCUCGUUUCUGUGUGAGAUACGCUCGCCUGACUGUCUGUCUGUCUGUCUGUCUGUCUGUGAACCUCUUGAACAGUUCCAGUGGUGUAGAGCCUGUUGUCAUGGUCACAAGUUUGACUUUCUGUUUUUCACGUCUGUUCAUUAAAUUAUUGUAUAAACCUCUAUAAAAACCUU
Alosa sapidissima (American shad) is the source of this 4228-nucleotide messenger RNA. RefSeq names its product multiple C2 domains, transmembrane 1b (gene mctp1b). Gene Ontology annotation, molecular function: calcium ion binding. Gene Ontology annotation, biological process: regulation of neurotransmitter secretion. NCBI's taxonomy places the organism in Eukaryota, Metazoa, Chordata, Actinopteri, Clupeiformes, Clupeidae. Bases 191 to 2893 code for a protein of 900 amino acids. The transcript is spliced from 22 exons. The record is from RefSeq and is a predicted model, not a curated record. Gene Ontology annotation, cellular component: synaptic vesicle membrane.